This is a messenger RNA of Prunus armeniaca (apricot), 876 nucleotides long. NCBI's taxonomy places the organism in Eukaryota, Viridiplantae, Streptophyta, Magnoliopsida, Rosales, Rosaceae. The record is from the annotation of a GenBank genome assembly.
AUGAGGCAACAUAAACUGAAGAUGAACCCAGAGAAGUGUGUUUUUGGAGUUCAAGCAGGAAAUUUCCUAGGAUUCUUGGUCCACCAGAGAGGCAUAGAAAUCGACAAGAACAAAGCAAAAUCCAUCAUAGAAGCUCUACUGCCUAGGAACAAGAAAGAAUUGCAGAGAACAGACCUUCAAGUGGGAAGAAUAGCACCAACAAGCAAAGGCAGACCACUCAAGCACUAUGUAUCUGCAUCAGAGGUGUCCAUUGGGAGUCUGUUAGUUCAAGAUAACAAGGAAGGGAAGGAACAGGUAGUCUACUACCUGAGCAGAACUCUGACAGAGGUGGAAAGAAAAUAUUUUGCAAUUGAACGACUUUUCCUAGCCUUGUACUUCACUGCUAUGAAACUUAGACACUACAUGCUGCCAUACACCAUCUACAUCAUUGCCAAGAUAGAUCUGAUCAAGUACAAGCUAACGAGACCAAUGCUGAGAGGCAUAAUUGGAAAAUGCACCUUGGCCUUGACAGAAUAUGCCUUCAGAUAUGUUCCUCAGAAAGCUGUCAAAGGACAAGCUGUGGCAGACUUCCUAGCAGAUCAUCCUGGGGAGGAAAUUGAAAACAUGGACUCUUUGGACAUAGCAAAUGCAAAUCUAUUGACCAGAGCUCACACCUGCCUCAACAAUCCUAUCUAUUCAUGCACCAACAACAGGGUAGAAUAUGAGGCUCUAAUCAUUGGCUUAGAAAUUCUGGUGGAACUAGGAAUCCAAUCUGUGGAAAUUUUGGGAGAUUCCAUGCUUGUUUUGAAACAGAUUGCUGGGGAAUACAAGUGCCUAAGUCCCUCUCUAGCCGUCUACUUGGUGGCAGCUAGGAAUCUUCUGACAGAAUUCAGAUAA